UUUCCACUUCCGUUCGCUUGACGUCGAAGGCGGAGUGGACGCGGAGCCGCUGGAACACUUUUGUUUUCAGUGAGUCGCCAUGUCAGAAUGUUCAACUGCUUCUUCUUCCUCUUCUUGUCGCUGAGGAGGCAGCGUCUCCGUGAUGGCGACCCCCCCCGCACAGGCGUCUCCAUGACGGGCCGACUGGAAACUUGAGGGGAGGAAACUUUGACCGCGGCGCCGGACACUUUUCCACCAACACCCACGAAGCCAACUCACCUGCAGCAGCAUGACUUCCAUGACGUCCUCGACUUCCUGUGCGUCGCUGCCGUGUCGCGCCCUCCUGCUGCUCCUGUGGCUCGGCGCGUCCCGGGGGCUCGUCUCCAUCCCGCUGCGGCUCCACGCCGGCCGGAGGGUCGACGUGUCCGGCGCGGCGCCGCUCCGCCGGGUCGCGCUGCUGUCGGAGCCCGGCGGCCUGGCGCUCGCCUCGGAUCCCACCGGCGCCGUCGACUUCCUGGACAUGACCGACAACCUGCAGGGCGACUCCGGGAGGGGCUACUACCUCGAGAUGUCCAUCGGCACGCCGGGGCAAACGCUCAACAUCCUGGUGGACACGGGCAGCAGUAACUUCGCCGUGGCCGCCGCUCCACACCCGUUCAUUACUCACUACUUCAACACUGCACUCUCCAGCUCCUACCAGCUCACCGGCCGGACCGUGGCGGUCAGGUACACUCAGGGCAACUGGGAGGGCGAGCUGGGCAUCGACCGUGUCUCCAUCCCCAAGGGCCCGAACGGGACGGCCGUCAUCAACAUCGCCGCCAUCCUGUCGUCGGAGGGCUUCUUCCUCCCCAAGGUCAACUGGCAGGGCAUCCUGGGCCUGGCCUAUCCCAUGCUGGCACGGCCAGACGCGUCUGUGGAGCCCUUCUUCGACUCUGUGGUGCAGCAGCUGGGGAUUCCUGACGUCUUCUCCCUCCAGAUGUGCGGCGCUGGGCUGUCGGCGAGCAGCACGGACGACCCCGCAGGCGGCAGCCUUAUCUUGGGCGGGGCAGAACCAACCCUGUACCGAGGCCCGGUGUGGUACACGCCCAUAGUGGAGGAGUGGUACUACCAAGUGGAGGUUCUGAAGCUGGAGGUUGGCGACCAGAAUCUGGACCUGGACUGCAGAGAGUACAACAUGGAUAAAGCGAUCGUCGACAGUGGGACGACGCUGCUGCGACUGCCCAUCAACGUCUUCAGCGCCGUGGUGGGCGCCAUCACACGCAGCUCUCUGAUCCAGGAGUUUUCCUCGGGGUUCUGGGACGGCUCCAAGCUGGCGUGCUGGAUGAAGGGCGAGACGCCCUGGAGGUUCUUCCCCAAACUCUCCAUCUACCUGCGGGCCACGAACACCAGCCAGUCCUUCCGUAUCACCAUCCUGCCCCAGCUGUACAUCCAGGCGGUCACCGACGUCGACAGCCCACUCGACUGCUUCCGCUUCGGCUUGUCGUCGUCCACCAACGGCCUGGUGAUCGGCGCCACCGUCAUGGAAGGUUUCUACGUGGUGUUUGACCGCGUCCAGCGCCGACUCGGCUUCGCUCUGAGCAACUGUGCAGUGAACGGCGGCGUGGCCCUGUCGGAGAUCGCCGGACCCUUCUCGGCGGCGGACGUGGCGUCCGACUGCUCCAGCGGGGCGCCGAAGGAGCCCCUUCUGUGGGUCAUCUCCUACGCCCUGAUGGCCGUCUGCGGCGCCGUGCUCGUCGUCCUGCUGCUGCUGCUCGUGCUGCCCUGCCGGCGACGGGACCGCUUCGGAGAGAUCACGGACGAGUCGUCGCUGGUCCGCCACCGCAUCAAGUGACUGAGAGGAAUCGGACGGGCGGCCGGGAGGCGAGCCGGCGAACGGAGCCCGUCCACGGCGGCGGCAGCGGAGAAGGUUGUGAGGCUCAACCCGCGGGGGGCGGUGACGCUCGGCUCCGAGCGUACGACUGACUCUAGACGUUACCCGUCAGCUUGGCCCAAAGACGCAGACACAGACAGACCCGCUGCCUCUUGAAGGGAAGACCCGCCCCCUCUCACUGUGGGAUGUCGUUAUGGUUACAGCUUCCCGUUACGUAUACAGCCGUAGAAGAAGAACAUAUUGAAAGUUCCAAUGCAACGUAGCUACAGGAAUUGUUAUAGCUCAGCUGGAAGGUCCAUUGCAUUUCCCCCCACUUGUCCCUACCCCUCUGUUGUUCCACUCCUCCUAGUCAGCAUCUGACCACCCUACGUCUGAAGGGGUAGGUAACCCCUACCCCUCGUCCCUACCCCUCUGUUGUUCCACUCCACCUAGUCAGCAUCUGACCACCCUACGUCUGAAGGGGUAGGUAACCCCUACCCCUCGUCCCUACCCCUCCGUUGUUCCACUCCACCUAGUCAGCAUCUGACCACCCUACGUCUGAAGGGGUAGGUAACCCCUACCCCUCGUCCCUACCCCUCCGUUGUUCCACUCCACCUAGUCAGCAUCUGACCACCCUACGUCUGAAGGGGUAGGUAACCCCUACCCCUCGUCCCUACCCCUCCGUUGUUCCACUCCACCUAGUCAGCAUCUGACCACCCUACGUCUGAAGGGGUAGGUAACCCCUACCCCUCGUCCCUACCCCUCUGUUGUUCCACUCCACCUAGUCAGCAUCUGACCACCCUACGUCUGAAGGGGUAGGUAA
This is a messenger RNA of Scophthalmus maximus (turbot), 2651 nucleotides long. It is a transcript of the gene bace2, whose product is annotated as beta-secretase 2. The record is from RefSeq and is a predicted model, not a curated record. Gene Ontology annotation, cellular component: endosome; membrane; trans-Golgi network. The coding region runs from base 269 to 1810 and encodes 513 amino acids. NCBI's taxonomy places the organism in Eukaryota, Metazoa, Chordata, Actinopteri, Pleuronectiformes, Scophthalmidae. Gene Ontology annotation, biological process: membrane protein ectodomain proteolysis; amyloid-beta metabolic process. The transcript has 9 exons. Gene Ontology annotation, molecular function: aspartic-type endopeptidase activity.